This is a messenger RNA of Hippocampus zosterae (dwarf seahorse), 1536 nucleotides long. It is a transcript of the gene skap1, whose product is annotated as src kinase associated phosphoprotein 1. NCBI's taxonomy places the organism in Eukaryota, Metazoa, Chordata, Actinopteri, Syngnathiformes, Syngnathidae. Gene Ontology annotation, cellular component: plasma membrane; cytoplasm. Gene Ontology annotation, molecular function: protein binding. The transcript is spliced from 14 exons. The record is from RefSeq and is a predicted model, not a curated record. The coding region runs from base 163 to 1296 and encodes 377 amino acids.
UCUUUUUCGGGCGCGAAACAACAAAGAUGGCGUCGGUGUUGAAUCGAGUGCUCAGCGCAAUUAAUGGGGUAUUCAGGGACGUGAGGUGAGUUGUGCGAGUUAGAAGCAAAAACUACACCUGUGCGAGCACAGCUGGUCUGGCAAAGUCAGUUGCAGUUGUGGAUGUCAGGAAUGGGGACCAUCCCAAACGACAUCAGGAGACUACUAGAUGACUGCGAGCUGUUUAUCUCUGAGAUCCUUCAGGACGAGGAGCUGAGUGAAAAUGCGGUCGAGACCCGCAAAAUCCUACUGAAUAAUUUCAGGGUGGUGCGCGUGAGAAACCCUCAGGAAUUCCCCUUCCCCUCUGACUCGAGGGAGGAAGACGGUUUUGACGACAACCGCAGCUCGAGUCUGGGUCGCUCUGCGCCGUCAGACGCCGCCUCGCUGGCUUCCGACUACCAGGAGGACGGACCGGCUGAGUACUUUGAGGACAUCCCCCUCACAGCCGCUCAAGACCUUGGCAACAUCCUGAAGCAGGGUUACUUGGAAAAGAAACGUCGAGAUCACAGCUUCUUUGGCUCCGAGUGGCAGAGGAGAUGGUGCGUCCUCAACAAUUCCAUCUUCUUCUACUUUUGCAGUGACAAAGAUAAGCAACAGAAAGGCUCGUUUUACAUCAACGACUACAGCGUUCGGCUCGUCAACAACCUGAGGAAAGACUCCAAAAGGAACGCCUGCUUCGAGCUGUCUGCUCCCGGACGGAGGACAUUCCAGUUUGCGGCCAGCAGUGCUCAGGAGGCUCGAGAGUGGGUCAACUACAUCAGCUUCGUGCUCAGAGAUCUCAGCUCCAGCACCAUUCCCUUUGACGAGGACGAGGAUGAUGAAGUGGGCGACGACGAGGACGAGGAGGGGAGCUACGAUGACAUUGAAGGGGCGAGCGGCCCGACCCCGCCCUGGCCCGCGGCCGCCGCCGUCGCCGCCGCCAACCGGGCGUCCCUCGGUAGCACGGGAGGGCGUGCGCAGGCUGACGAGGACGACGACAGUGACAUUUACGAGGUUCUGCCAGAUGAGGACUUUCCAGAUCCUCCCGCCGACUGUUUGGAGUCGCCCAGCAAAGCAGCAGUUUUGGAUUAUGCCAACUACUACCAGGCUGUGUGGGACUGCCAGGCUGACGCGCCAGACGAGCUGUCCUUUCGCAGAGGAGACCUCAUCUUAAUUCUCAGCAAGGAAUACAACAUCGAUGGCUGGUGGGUCGGCAACUUGAAUGGUGUCGUUGGGAUCGUCCCCAAGGACUUUAUGCACCCGGCCUAUAUCCUGUGAGCCGCAGCAAGCCUCUGGACCCGUUUGGACCAGCCGAGAGCACCCAGAUAAGACUUGCGUCUCAACUUUCCAGCGGAGUUGCCCUUAUCAACAAAGCAUCUUGAAUGAAUCAAGUUGGCUUCCACGUUUGGAAGUGUGCAGACGGAUGUUUUAUUUGUGACUGAAGCAGACAAGAAACGUGUGUUUUAUUCAAGCACUUUAUUCACGAUCGCCAAUAAAGCAAAGUAACAAAACGACACU